AUGGUACCAGCAAGUUGGAACAACUUUCACGUCGGACGAGACUGCGGCCAUGUGAAAUGGUCUCGAAAGAUCGCGCCUAAAUUGACCGUCUCCUCGGGCCAGACGGUGACUUUUGAUGCCAUCGACAGCAGCAACGGCCAGCUCGACACCACUUCGGACGCAUCGGCUAUCAAGGAAUUAGAUCUCGGCAUCGCCAAUCCCGUUUUCGGUCCAAUUUACGUGCAAGAUGCACAGCCUGGCGACGUUCUCAAGGUCGAGGUCCUAGCCCUCGAAGUCGCAGACUGGGGUUGGUCUGCCAUCAUCCCUGGCUUCGGCCUGUUGGCUGAGGAUUUUCUCGAACCUGAGAUUAAGAUCUGGUCUCUCGACCGCGAGAAAGGUUACGCUCAGUUCAAGGAUAUGCGUAUCCCUCUCCGACCAUUCCUAGGCUGCAUGGGCCUUGCCCCGGCCACCGACGACGAACUCUCUACCGUCCCACCAACUCACGCCGGUGGCAACAUGGACUGCCGCGAGCUCAGUGUCGGUUCGACCGUCUACCUCCCCGUACAGACCGCCGGUGCCCUUUUCAGCUGCGGUGACGGACACGCCGCUCAGGGCAUGGGCGAAGUCUGCGGCACGGCUAUCGAAACCCCUAUCAAAGCAACCCUCCGCCUCGAGCUCAUCAAGAACCAGCGUUGGGUUACCUCUCCUCAGUAUCAGACCCCGCCGCGAGCUCAAAUACCCAACCCCCUUCCCGACCUUGGCACCUACGGUGCUCUCGGCGUUUCUCCAGAUCUCUUUGAGGCUGCAAAGAGUGCCACUCGCAACCUCAUCCAGUGGCUCGUCCUUACCAAGGGUCUUACCAAGAGCGAGGCGUACAUCCUGGCCAGUGUUGCUGGGGACUUGCAAAUCGCUGAGAUUGUCAAUGUGCCUAACUACGAGGUGUCUAUGAGUGUUCCCCUGGGCAUCUUCAGUUCGGGUUGA
This is a messenger RNA of Penicillium subrubescens, 960 nucleotides long. RefSeq names its product acetamidase/formamidase family protein. The record is from RefSeq and is a predicted model, not a curated record. Gene Ontology annotation, molecular function: hydrolase activity, acting on carbon-nitrogen (but not peptide) bonds, in linear amides. The transcript has a single exon. Bases 1 to 960 code for a protein of 319 amino acids. NCBI's taxonomy places the organism in Eukaryota, Fungi, Ascomycota, Eurotiomycetes, Eurotiales, Aspergillaceae.